AUGGGCAAGCCGAUCCAGGACGGGGUGCAAGACAUGUCGUUUGCUAACGCGUGCAUUGACCAACCUAGCGCCCGCCGUGUCCGGUGCGACGAGGAACGGCCGGAAUGCCGGCGAUGCGUCAGAGGCGGCCACGGGUGCCGCGGCUACGCGUUGCCUGCGCCGGGUGCGUCCAUUCUCGCCAUCUCUAGUAAGCCGAGUCGUGAGGCCACCGCGGAGCAGCACGCCGACGAGCAAGAGGCGUGCUGGGCCUUGGCACGCCGCCCGGAAAAGCCCGUUAUUGAAAUCGACCCUCCGUACUGGGACUACAUGCAAGCCGUCCAAUUCUACCACAACUGCGUUCGGGCAUGGCGGCCCAAGCAGUUUGGCGUCGUGCAGGCGCCGACGCUCAGCGACGACACGCACCCGGCCAACUUUGUCGGGCGGCAGCUGGCGCACUACAUCAAGAUGGUGUCGCUGCGGCGCGGCGCGCUGCUGCUGCCGGGCUGCGACCGGCGCUUCGCGGCGCUGUGGUCGAGCUACGCGAGCACCAUGCUCCAGAUCAUCGGGCUCAUCAACUUUUUCAUCCGCGGCGGCACAUUUGCGGGGGGCCGCAACUACAUUUACUCGUGCCUGUACACGCUGAUGCGGCUGGACCUCCCCGCGCACUGGUCGCUGUGGCACGCGCACAUUCGCGGCAGCAUCGCGUAUGUGGAAUCGAUUGGCGGCGUGACGGGGAUGCUGACGUCGGGAAGGACGUAUGGCCCGCCGAUAGGAUUCACUCGCAUGUUAUCAGAAGCCAUCAUGUUUAGCACGACGACGCCGGCGAGGAUGCAGAUUACAGACUACUACCACUUUACCGAUCAGGAGAUGCGCAUCAUUCUUCUCGGCGAGUACGACUGCGACAUGCCCGCACCGAUGGAUCUUCGAAUAGCCAUAUUCAAAAUCAAUCGACUACGCUUCGCAGCCGCCACCGCCACCAAAUCCACACCGGCCGCCGCCGCCGCCGCCGCCGCCGCCCUCACGCCGCUCGUGCACCGCCAGCUCAACGACAUCGACGCCGCCGACGUUGACGACUGGUGCAUGAACAAUGCCGUCUACGGACUCGAGCACAGCCUGAGCCUCGCCCGUAUAUUCCGCCUCGCCGUCCGCCUCUUUGCGCUGCUUACCCUGCCCCGCUCCGCCACGACAUCGUGGGCACGCGCCGUCCUUGCGCCCGACGAAGACGAAAACGAUCCGUACCGCAGUGUAUGCGCCGCGCAACGGACGGAGCUGCUGGCGCGCAUGCGGGCGCUCUUUCCGCAGCUAGAGUACCAGCCUAACCUGCGGUGGCCCAUGGUCGUGGCGGGUGUGGCGACGGCGACGGCGACGGCGGACGGUAGUGCGGCGGCGGCGGCGGCUGAUAAGGCGUUUAUAGCUGAGAGCCUGCGCAUUAUCUGGGAGCAGCCGGUCGUGGCGUGUGGCCCGAUGAGGUGCAGAGAGCUGCUGCAGAGGUUCUGGGCGUCGGGCAAGACGGAGUGGGAGGAGUGCUUUGUCGAGCCGGUGCCGUGCUGA
This is a messenger RNA of Beauveria bassiana ARSEF 2860, 1530 nucleotides long. RefSeq lists its product as uncharacterized. NCBI's taxonomy places the organism in Eukaryota, Fungi, Ascomycota, Sordariomycetes, Hypocreales, Cordycipitaceae. Bases 1 to 1530 code for a protein of 509 amino acids. The record is from RefSeq and is a predicted model, not a curated record. Gene Ontology annotation, molecular function: DNA-binding transcription factor activity, RNA polymerase II-specific; zinc ion binding. The transcript is spliced from 4 exons. Gene Ontology annotation, biological process: regulation of DNA-templated transcription.